AUGACUAUGGGAAGGCUCUUAGUAAGAGCAUUCUCUUCUUUGAGGCUCAGAGGUCUGGGUACCUUCCAAAGAACCAGAGAAUCACUUGGAGAGCUGACUCUGCAGGUGGAUCUUGUUGGUGGGUACUAUGAUGCUGGGGAUAAUGUGAAAUUUGGUUUGCCAAUGGCUUUCACAAUCACAAUGAUGUCUUGGAGCAUUGUGGAAUAUGGGAAGCAAAUGAGUAGGAGUGGAGAGCUUAAGAAUGCCAUGGAGGCUGUCAAAUGGGGCACUGAUUACCUUAUUAAGGCUCACCCAGAACCCUAUGUCCUCUAUGGAGAGGUUGGAGAUGGCAACAGUGAUCACUAUUGUUGGCAGAGACCUGAAGACAUGACGACAAGCCGUCAAGCUUAUCGCAUUGAUCAAACCACCCCUGGAUCAGACUUGGCCGGAGAAACGGCGGCCGCCAUGGCUUCAGCCUCAAUUGUGUUCAAGCACUCUGAUCCUGCCUACUCUAAUCAGUUGCUCAACCAUGCUAAACAGCUCUUUGAGUUUGCGGACAAGUACAGGUCAAAGUAUGAUAGAAGUAUCACCGUUGCUCAGGAUUACUACCAAUCUAUUAGUGGAUACAUGGAUGAGCUCCUGUGGGCUGCUGCAUGGCUUUACCAAGCCACAGAUGAAAACUACUACCUUGAUUAUCUUGCCAACAAUGCCGAUGAAUUCGGUGGCACUGGAUGGGCUAUAACUGAGUUCGGAUGGGAUGUAAAGUUCGCCGGUGUGCAGGUUCUCGCAUCGAAGUUCCUGCUGCAAGGGAAGGCUGCACAUCACUCAUCAGUAUUAGAGAGGUACAAGCAAAAGGCAGAGAAUUUCAUGUGUUCAUGUAUCGGAAAAGGUGUUCGCAAUGUUCAGAGGACACCGGGAGGCUUGUUAUUCUGGCAGCGAUGGAAUAAUCUUCAGUUUGUAACAAGCUCUGCCUUCCUGCUAACUGUCUACUCUGAUUACCUCACUUCUUCUGGCCAGAAAGCACAAUGUGCUAAUCGAAUUGCGCCGCCUUCUGAGCUCUUAUCCUUUGCCAAGUCUCAGGUAGAUUACAUUCUUGGAGACAAUCCAAGAGCCACAAGCUACAUGGUUGGCUACGGAAGAACGUAUCCACAACAAGUACACCACCGGGGCUCUUCGAUUGUCUCUAUCAAAGCCAAUCCUUCAUUUGUGAGUUGCAGAGGUGGUUACCAAACUUGGUUCAGCCGUAAGGCCAGUGAUCCUAACCUCCUAGAUGGUGCCAUUGUUGGUGGCCCUGACGCUUAUGAUGAUUUUGCCGAUGAGAGGCACAACUAUGAGCAAACUGAACCUGCUACCUAUAACAAUGCUCCGUUGCUUGGUGUACUCGCUCGCCUCAAUGUCGGUAAUGCCGGAUUAAACCAAUUACUUCCAGUGAUGAUUAAUACCAAGCCUGUCAAUUCUCCUGCUCCUUCAGUUGCUAAGGUAUCACCACCUUUGAGUAUCACACAAACUGUAACAACAUCAUGGAAUGCAAAUGGAAAGACAUACUAUAGGUACUCCACCAUUUUGACAAACAAAGCAUCAAAGACUGUGAAGAACCUCAAGAUUUCAAUAUCUAAGCUUUAUGGCCCUCUCUGGGGUCUUAGAAACUCCGGCAAUGGUUAUGAAUUCCCUGCAUGGAUUGACUCCUUGCCUGCUGGAAAGAGCUUUGAGUUUGUGUACAUCCACUCUGCUUCUCCAGCUGAAAUUUGGGUCUCAGAGUAUACACUGGUUUGAAGUCUCUUCUGAAACUAACAAGGAUUGUUUAUGCACAGUCCUCAGCCAGGUUCUUUUUGCAGCCGUCUUUCUCAACAUUUAUGGUAUUUGGUUAGAAAGUUCAAUAAUAAUGUGAGGAAUUAUGGUGAAAGGAGUGAAGAGACAUUUGAGAGUGCUCAUCCUCUUUCAUCAUUGCCUCCAUUUUUAGAUAUGUAUUUGUACUCAUGGUAUGGCUAGGACUGAACAAAGCUCAAAGAUUGUUUGACUUGUUAUUCAUUAGCUUUGGUCUUUUUAGCGUUCGUUGUAUUUAUGGAAAUCUGUAGUCAUAUUGGCUUUUAAUUU
This is a messenger RNA of Dioscorea cayenensis subsp. rotundata (Guinea yam), 2073 nucleotides long. Its product is annotated as endoglucanase 19-like. Gene Ontology annotation, molecular function: carbohydrate binding; hydrolase activity, hydrolyzing O-glycosyl compounds. Gene Ontology annotation, biological process: carbohydrate metabolic process. NCBI's taxonomy places the organism in Eukaryota, Viridiplantae, Streptophyta, Magnoliopsida, Dioscoreales, Dioscoreaceae. The record is from RefSeq and is a predicted model, not a curated record.